AUGAUGAAUGCAGAAAGAGUGAAUGUGACUCCUGCGCAGCAGGUUGAUCAAAAUGUGCCUCCAGUUACACUCUCACAACAGAGACAAAGGAAAAACCAAGUUCAAUAUCAGCUGAAACAGGUGAUUGGCAAGGGCUCGUAUGGUAUAGUUUACAAGGCAAUUAAUAGAAAGACUGAACAAAUGGUUGCGAUUAAGGAGGUUACUUAUGAUGACGAUGAAGAACUUACGGAUAUAAUGUCUGAGAUAGACCUUUUGAAGAACCUGAAUCAUAUGAAUAUUGUCAAGUACCAUGGAUUCAUUAAAAAAUCGCACAAUCUUUAUAUUAUUCUUGAGUAUUGCUCGCGUGGUUCUCUCAAGAAUGUAAUCUCGAGAGGUAAGGGAAUCCCAGAAUCAAAGGCAAAAGUUUUUAUCAAACAAACUUUAAAUGGUCUUCACUAUUUGCAUGAGCAAGGUGUAAUACAUAGAGACAUCAAGGCUGCAAAUUUGCUACUCGAUUCCAAUAGUGUGGUUAAAUUGGCGGAUUUUGGUGUAUCGACAAAGGUAAACACAAUGACGAUGGCAAUGACUUUGGCCGGUUCACUUAAUUGGAUGGCUCCUGAAAUUAUUGGCAAUAGAGGCGCCUCUACGCUGAGUGAUAUCUGGUCAUUGGGUGCUACUGUUCUCGAAUUGUUAACCGGUCAUCCGCCUUUCCACAAUUUGGUCGAUAUUAACAUCUACUACGCUAUCGAGAAUGAUACAUUUAUACCGCCUACUUCACUAUCUCAGGAUGCUCAGGAAUUCUUAGCGAGAUGUUUCCAGAAAAACAUGUACAUGAGACCAACAGCGGCUGAAUUACUAAAACACAAGUGGUUAUCAACCACUGAUACUGACAAAUUAGAUUUGUUCAAGGAAGAUGGAGAUGAGUUGGAUUAUAGAUGGGAUCAGGACUUCAAAGAAUCUACAAUUAUAAAUACUCCCGGCGUCGAAAGCCAGCGGGUCUCAACUGGUGAUAGCAGUGAUUCCGCCCGCCCAGCGGUACGAUCUUCAGAGGAGUUACUGGCUCAUUUAAACAAGAGUAAUGAUUCAGAACUUUCGUUCGAUUCUUUAAAGACAAUAUUUGAUCAAAUGAGCGUGGAAGAUAUAUAUUUGAGGGUAGUUGGACAGAUAGAGGCGAACCAGGAAUUCUUGAAUGCGCUAUUUGAAUACGAUAAGAUUAAUAAUUCUUCGAAAUUGAAGGAAUGUUGGAUAACAUUGGGGGGUAUCUACGAGAUACUUGACCAAAACGAGAUUAUCGAACGCUACUUCCUGAAAGACUCCUAUAAAAUUUUGAUUCAGUGUGGGAUCCUACGUAGAGAGAAUAUGGAUCUAUUAAACGAUACUUUGAGGUUGGAAUUGAUUUUCAGGCUGCUUGAAGUUUCUGACUCUGCUUCGUUCUGGUGCAAUUGGUGUUCUCAAAACCUUAGAGUUUCUGCGCUGGUAUCAAAUCUGCAGAAUAAAUUUGCACAAUCCAUUAUACUGAAACUGUCAUACUUUGAUGAAAGUUCCAAUUGGUUCUACGGUCAAUUCAUAAACGAGAUUUUGACCGUCUCACAAAUCGAUUCACUUGAUCAACAAACAGUUUCAUUCAUUUUCAAAGCAUUAUCCUCAAUACUAAUAAAAUCCCACAAGAGACGCGCUUCUUCCUCCUUAGCACAAUCGCUCUCGCACUCUUCAAAUUUCACUUCACAGUCUUCACUAUGCUCACUGCCCUCGUCUACUGUCAGAUCUUCUGUUAGUAAAGCUGCAUUGAGUUUACCACCAGAAUUUUUGCCUUGGCUGUUACGUCUCCUAGAUGAAGAUUUGUUUUACAAUAUCAAAAAUCUACAUCUGUGGAGAUACUUUUUCCUUGUCAUUCAUCACUCAACUCAUCUCAACAAAGCUCUUCUAAACAGGCUCCUUCAUUCCUCUAGGUUUCUUACCCUAAAUUUGAAAUUUCUACUGAGUAAAGACGACCCAAGCUUCCUACAUGAGGAAUGCCGUCUUCCAAUUGUGCAAUUAUCCCUCUCCAUUAUUACUGAGGUUUCAAUGGAAAUGGAUUCGUUCUCUCCUUUGUUGCAACGAUUGGCAGUCGCUUUCCUUAAAUUUGACGACGAAUGCAUUGCUGGUGGCCUUGAAAUUCUUUUCAAUUACUUGCAAUUCGCUCUUCACUCCAAUUUAAGGAUUUCAAAAACGAUCAAAGGCUUAGCGAUCAUACCUCCGAUGACCUCUUCUAAUGCCCAAGUAUUCAAUUCCUCCGAAUCGGAUAACUUUUUGAACUACCAAGAGGUUAUAGAUCCUUUCUUUAACGUUCACGAGGAUAAUAUUCAGUUUGGUAAUUUCAUCGCCACGUUUAUCAAGAUCUAUUCAUUAGGACCUUUUGACGUCGCGGCUAUGAACAUUAUUCUGCAUCCAGAUUUUGUCAAAAGGUCGAUAUUAUUCUUCGAUCAGUACCGCAAUAGUUUACUAAUACAAAUUGAUCUUUUGAAGUUCAUCAAGUUGGCUUUUGGAAGAGCAUUGGACUUCUACAAUUCAAAGAGCAAAUCAAAAGCGCCUCUAAGUAAAGAUGUGGCGAGACAGAUGUCAUUGAAACUACAAGAACUAAACUUUGUCCUCGAGAAUAACUGGAACAGUCAACAAGCGGGACAAAUCGGAUGUGAUUCGAUUCUAAUUCAUCAACUAUGUCAAGAUAUCAAAUCUCUCUCCCUCCAGACUCCGUCAUCCUAUUCUAUGGCCCAUCUGCGAUGA
Torulaspora delbrueckii is the source of this 2742-nucleotide messenger RNA. RefSeq names its product serine/threonine protein kinase CDC15 (gene CDC15). Gene Ontology annotation, molecular function: ATP binding; protein kinase activity. The transcript has a single exon. The record is from RefSeq and is a predicted model, not a curated record. Gene Ontology annotation, biological process: protein phosphorylation. NCBI's taxonomy places the organism in Eukaryota, Fungi, Ascomycota, Saccharomycetes, Saccharomycetales, Saccharomycetaceae. Bases 1 to 2742 code for a protein of 913 amino acids.